GGGACUUGUGUUUGGAGUACCAAUCUUAGUAACAACUAUACACAGGCCCCGACAGUCUACGCUCACCUCAGCUCUAUUCCUCAGUUUCAACAACAUCGUUCCGCUUCCAUGUUCUGGAGAUUCGGAUUUCACAACACAUCCUCCAUCGACAGUCUACUGGACAAGGAUGAUGUUUCAUUAGAGGCAAUUCUAGACGAAGACGAUCUACUACAGGAAUGCAAGUCACAGAACACGCGGCUCAUCGACUACUUUCAGCGUGUAGACGUCCUGAAAAGACUUCUGGGGUAUGUGACUGGUCAGAUUCCAGGCGAAGAGGAACGAGGACGGUUCAAGUAUCCGUAUGUCGCUACAGAAGUUCUCUGCAGUGAAAUAUGGUCGAUAGUGGAAACCUGCGUCAAUUCGUCGGACCAGCUGCUGACACCGUUCUGGGAAACGGUUCUCGACAAGUCGCCUGAAGAGAUGAAGACGGAGAUGGUCAUGGCUUCUCACUUUGCCAAGAUUAAUGCUGUCUUUCUCACCAAGAAGCCGGCGGAGAUGCUCGCCUUCAUCCAAUCCCAACCAUAUGUCGUGGAGCGCCUCUUGCGACACGUCGAGACGCCAUCCGUAGUUGACCUUAUUGUCCGCAUUAUUCAGCUGGACGAAGUCCCAGGUGGUGCAGGGGUUCUUGAAUGGCUUUCGUCGGAGAACCUCAUGGGCAGAUUGGUUGAGCUGCUUUCCCCGGCGCACACCAGCGACAUGCACACAGUGGUUUCAGAAUUGAUCAAGGGGAUACUUUCCAUGGCUACUGCGUCACCUGCACCGGGACUUACGGAUGGUCUGCAGAAUGGAGUUGCUUCAAACCUUUUUUCCAGGGAGCUGGCACGGCCCGAGAGCGUUUCAACAUUAACCGAUUACAUAUUAAGCGAUUUCAGUCCAUUAGCCGAAGCUGAAGGCCAGAAAGCGAUCCAUGAUGACGAUUCUACUGAUCAUUCCACCCCAGAGCUCCCAAAUCUCGACACCUCUCUCUCUUCUGUUGUCCACUCGAUAUCUGUGGUCAUUGAACUUAUUCGGAAAAACAAUUCAGAUUAUUUCGAACCAUACCUCUUUCAUACCCUGCGAAAUCGGCUAAUUCAUAUUCAACAACAGCUGGCAGGGGCUGAAAACGGGCGCGCGAAGCUUGAGGAGUCCAUGAAGGAGAUGUCGGACAGAAUGGGUGUGGUUCACCUGGGUCCCUUGCUAGAAAUUAUGGGCGAACGACUCGCGACCUUCGAGAAAUAUCUUCGUCGACCACGAUCUUUGCAAGGUCCCAUACCCACAACUGUAGGUGUGAUCACGCCUCUCACCUUCGAACGAUUUCGGAUAUGCGAGUUGUAUGCUGAACUCCUGCAUUGCUCCAAUAUGGCCAUAUUAAACCGUCCCGGGGAGUAUAGCGAUCUUUAUGAUAAGCAAGGUCGAUUACAAGGCGGGCUAUCAUCUCUGGAGCAUCUUGCGCGUGUAAUUGCAAUUGGUUCCGGAGAUGAAAGAGACCAGGACACAAUGGACGAUAACCAUGACGAUGUGGAGCCCGCAUUGGAAUUGCCUGUCACCAACCGAUCACGAGGUUCCUCGCUAUUAGAUUCGGAUGAAGACAUGAGCGAUGAUGAACCUGGCAGCUCGGAUGACGAUGUCCUGGAGGAGAUUAUGAUGGAUGAUCCUCCGAAGCUGCAAUCAGAAGAUCUUCAGCCACAGGAACCUCCAAUAAUCGUCCCUUCCUCGCUCAAUGCAGCGUCAUUACCUCCACCUGCCGAGAUUGCGGCUCAAGGUCUCUCGAUAGGGGAGAAAACAAAAAUGCGCUUCUUGGAGGCCAACGUUUUGAGCACCUUAUUGGAUCUCUUCUUCGAAUUCCCUUGGAAUAACUUUUUGCACAACACCGUUUAUGAUUUCAUCCAUCAAAUUCUCACAGGCAGGACUGAUGGAGGACUGAACAAAGAAUUGUCGAUCUCUCUCUUCCGGGAUGCACACAUCAUGCAACGCAUCAUCGAUGGUCAAAAGCGAAAUGAUGCAGAAAGCUCAAAAGCAAAAGGUGUUCGGCUUGGGUACAUGGGCCAUCUGACCCAGGUGGCAGAGGACGUUAUUGGCGCUCUUGAGCAUUAUCCACCCAACCUCCGGUUAAUCGUUGAACAGUAUGCACCUCAGCCUGCUUGGCAGGAGUACGUGACGGGUCGCUUCAAUGAGACCAAGAAACGGGAUACCAGCCUUCUUGGCGGAGGGAGGCCUACCGUUACCUCAAAUUCACGUGCUGGUGGUAGAUGGACGGUUGACGAAGAAGACAGUGGCUCAUCGUUGAGUGCAGCUGCGACUACAGGUCCUGGAACUACUGGUGAAUUUAGGAGAUCUGUGACCACAAGACCAUCAAGAGCAACGAGUGCUGACUUCGGUCCUGCGCCGAUGGACGACGAGGAUGACGACCAUAGCGCUGGACCUCCACAAUUUGCUCGCUACUUGGCUCAAGAGAUGCAUUCGAGGGAGCAGUUUCACGCAUCAUCUGAUGCUUCGGAUGAAGACGAAGAUGAAGACGGCGGAUGGUUGGCUCAAUCAACAUUUGAUUUAGGAAGACCACCCCUUCGGAGAAAUACUGGAAACCAACAAGAAAUUUCUUCGAGUGGUUUUGACGAUGCAUUCAAUCCUGGCCCCUGCGGCGCUUUGAGGGAGGCGCUUGCUGAUGAUCCUUUCGGGGUCAAAUAUGAGGACGACGAUGGUUUCGGCCCAUUUUCCGAUGCAGCAGCAACCUCCCCAGAUCACUUCAAUUUUUCUUCCUCGAUUUCAUCGUCUUUCUCAUCUGAUGACUCCUUUGACUUUGGAGAUUUCCAGGGCUCAGACGACAGCACCCAUGACGGUGAGCUUACCCCGACUGCUGGGAGCUGGACUUUGGCAAGCGGUUCAGAAUCAGAAGGGGACGAGUUCGGCAACCCUGGAAACAGCUCGAAUGGAAUGCAUCCGAUAUCGUUGGAUGAUUUGAAUGGUCGACUGGAGUCCGAUAAAAGUAAGGACUGGAGUUAAAAACGGUGUUGAUAGCGUAUUGUGUGCAUUAUCUUAGGUGAUGCUCUACUGUUCAUGUGUACAUAUCACAGCACAUAUUUCUUA
This is a messenger RNA of Suillus plorans, 3102 nucleotides long. Its product is annotated as SIT4 phosphatase-associated protein-domain-containing protein. The transcript has 12 exons. The record is from RefSeq and is a predicted model, not a curated record. Gene Ontology annotation, molecular function: protein phosphatase binding; protein phosphatase regulator activity. Bases 109 to 3018 code for a protein of 969 amino acids. Lineage: Eukaryota; Fungi; Basidiomycota; Agaricomycetes; Boletales; Suillaceae. Gene Ontology annotation, cellular component: nucleus; cytosol.